AUGGGCAGAUUAGAGAUUUGCAUCGAUUCAUAUGAAUCUGCCGCCAAUGCUGUGAGUGGAGGAGCUCAUCAACUCGAGGUAUGCAGUUCGUUGGCCUUGGGCGGUCUGACACCAUCUAUAGGUUUGGUCCGCCGUCUGCGAGCCUCCUUCCCGGAUAUGCCACUGUUCGUUAUGAUCCGACCACGAGGUGGCGACUUCAUCUACACGAAGGACGAGGUCAACGUAAUGCUGGAGGACUUGAGAGCGAUGAAAAACAUCGGAGUCACCGGAUUCGUCUUCGGUGCAAUGGACAGUACCGGAGCUCUUGACGUAGAUGUGUGCAAACGUCUAAUACAAGCUGCCCGACCAUCGCCCUGUACUUUGAGCCGAGUCUUCGAUCUCAUUAAAGAUUGGAGACUGGCUCUGAAGCAAGCCAUCGCGAUGGGCUUCAAAACCGUUCUUACCAGUGGACAAGCAACAACAGCUGUGGAUGGUCGUGACAGGCUGAAGAAAAUGAGGGAUGAAGCACGAGACCAGAUAAAUAUUAUGGCAGGUUCUGGCGUGAAUUCGAAAACGCUUCCAACAUUACUAUCUGAAACUAGUUGUUCAUGGUAUCAUGGCUCUGCUUCCGUCGCUGUGGAAUCCAAGAUGCCGAAAAGCCGAGUUAAAAUGGGCUCCAUGGACACAGAUGUUCAACGAGUGACUAGCAAGGAAGAAGUGCGAACAAUGCGAGACCUCAUAGACCAAUUCUUUGGAAGUGGACCUAUUGUGACACCAUAUUACUAG
Molecule: messenger RNA, 765 nt
Organism: Haemonchus placei
Lineage: Eukaryota; Metazoa; Nematoda; Chromadorea; Rhabditida; Trichostrongylidae
Source: the annotation of a GenBank genome assembly